CUGUGAGAGACUUGGUCAGCUUCUAUGUUCUUUGCGUUUCAUUUACUUGGAAAAGUAACAUAAAAUUAAAUGUAUCUUAUCCAAAAUUUGUGGAGGAAGAAAAGUUGGUUUAUUGUCUCUCUUGAGAUGCUAAAGGGGAGACUGCCCAAGUUAUUUGCUGAAGUACCAGAGAUAUUAAUUAGAGUAGAGGUUGAUAACUAGCUCUACUCCCAAGGCAUUUUCAGAUUUCUGCUAGAUCUUUGGAGGAUGGUUCUCACAGAAGAGAAAAAAUAUGAACCAUUAAAUUCAGACACUCUUUCAAUAGUAACGGCUUGCAGCAGGCUUCAUCUAGUUUUGAUCAUGUUCUGCUGCCUUCAUCUGGUUUCCCUGUCAGGUCAACAAGAAACCGGGUUUGUCUACAAUGGCUUCCAUCAAGCAGAUCUCCAUAUUGAUGGAAUCGCUAGAGUCCUUCCUGGUGGGAUUUUGCAGUUGACAAAUGAUUCACAGUUUAAAAUGGGUCAUGCUUUCUUCAACAUGCCAUUUGAUUUUGAUCCAUAUUAUACCAUCUCCUUCUAUACACAUUUUGUGUGUGCGUUGGUGCCUCUUCAGCUGGGAACUAGUGGCGGACACGGGGUGGCUUUUGUUUUAUCUCCUUCUAUGGAUCUCUCUCAUGCACUCCAAGCUCAGUACUUGGGCGUCUUCAGCAACCCCACAAAUGGAACUUCCCCUCCUCAGCUGAUAGCUAUUGAGCUUGAUACCAUUGAGUCAUUAGGAAUUGAUGUGGUGGAAAAGCCUCAUGUUGGGAUUGAUUUGAACAGCCCAACAUCUAUUGAAUCCACUCUCCCGUCUUACUUUUCCCAUGCCUUAGGGAAGAAUGUAAGCAUAAAUCUCCUGAGUGGUCUGCCUAUCCAGGUUUGGGUGGAUUACGAUGGAGCCUCCCUUAACGUUACUCUGGCCCCUAUAGAUAUACAGAAACCAGAUCAGCCUCUUAUGUCAAGGCCCAUCAAUCUUUCAGAAUUUUUUCAAAAUAAAAUGUUUGUUGGGUUCUCUGCAGCAACAGGGCAAUUGACCAGUAACCAAUUUAUACUUGGGUGGAGUUUCAGUAGAAGCAAAGAACUAUUACAGAACCUGGACCUCUCUAAGCUCCCUCAGGCUCCUCUUCCUAGAGAAAAACAACAUCCUCUUCUGUCUCCACCGCUUAUUGGUUUGGUCAUCUUAUCGGUGAUCCUAGUGCUGCUGGUUCUCGGAGUAGUUUAUUGGUACAGGAGAAACAAGUACGCGGAAGUGAGAGAAUCGUGGGAAAAGGAAUACGGUCCACAUAGAUUCUCCUACAAGUCUCUCUACAAAGCAACAAAUGGGUUUGGAAAAGAUUGUUGUGUUGGGAAAGGUGGGUUUGGAGAUGUGUACAAAGGAACUCUGCCCCUAAGUAGGCAUAUAGCUGUGAAAAGACUGUCACACAAUGCAGAGCAAGGAAUGAAACAGUUUGUGGCUGAAGUUGUGACUAUGGGAAGUUUACAGCACCGGAACUUGGUUCCUCUUCUCGGGUAUUGUAGGAGGAAAGGCGAGUUGCUUCUGGUCUCUGAGUACAUGCCCAACGGCAGUCUUGACAAGUACUUGUUUCAUGACCAAAACCCAUCUCCUUCAUGGUUGCAAAGGAUUUCUAUUCUUAAGGACAUCGCCUCGGCUCUAAAUUACCUUCAUACAGGAGCCACGCAAGCUGUUUUGCACCGGGAUAUUAAAUCUUCUAAUGUUAUGUUAGAUUCUGAUUUCAAUGGAAGAUUAGGAGAUUUUGGUAUGGCCAGGUUUCAUGACCCAAGAGCCAACUUAUCUGCAACAGCCGCUGUGGGAACCAUAGGUUACAUGGCACCUGAGCUAAUCACAAUGGGAACUUCUACAGAAACUGAUGUUUAUGCCUUUGGUGCUUUCCUUCUUGAAGUAAGUUGUGGGAGGCGGCCUGUGGAACCGGAGCUGCCAGUGGAAAAGCAAUACUUGAUCAAAUGGGUCUGUGUAUGCUGGAAACAGGCUUCUUUACUUGACACCAUAGAUCCAAGAUUGGGAGGAGAAACUUUAUUCAAGGAAGUUGAGAUGGUUCUUAAACUUGGAUUGCUCUGCACAAAUGCGAUACCAGAAGCAAGGCCUACCAUGGGACAAGUGGUGCAGUACCUAAACCUGGACCUACCCUUGCCAGAUUUCUCGCUGAAUAGUCCAGGUAUUGGAGCGUUUAUGCCAGUGUCAAUGGAACCAUCAUCUACCAUUAGUGCCUCCAAUUCAAGGAGCACAUCAAUACCUAUGUUUGUUACUCAUACAAUCCUGAGAGGGAGUGGUAGAUGAGAGAUAUAUUUAUGAAACUGUGUGUGCUCUGCAUCUAAUGUCUUGAGCUACUUAAAAUGUAUUUACCCAAGAAACAAUGGUGUUGGCGGUUAUAAUUGUAUCUGUGAUCUUGUGUGCAUAGUUUUUUUCAAGUGAGAAAGUGGCCAAAAGAGUUUAUAAGAUCGUAUAAUAUUGGUUAACUUUUUUUAUGUUA
Molecule: messenger RNA, 2503 nt
Organism: Brassica rapa (field mustard)
Lineage: Eukaryota; Viridiplantae; Streptophyta; Magnoliopsida; Brassicales; Brassicaceae
Product: L-type lectin-domain containing receptor kinase I.3
Biological process (GO): protein phosphorylation
Molecular function (GO): ATP binding; protein kinase activity; carbohydrate binding
Source: RefSeq, a predicted model, not a curated record